Molecule: messenger RNA, 840 nt
Organism: Lycium ferocissimum
Lineage: Eukaryota; Viridiplantae; Streptophyta; Magnoliopsida; Solanales; Solanaceae
Exons: 4
Coding region: 1-840 (279 amino acids)
Source: RefSeq, a predicted model, not a curated record
AUGAUAGACAAAGCUUUAUUUUGGAAUAUUAGGUCAGUUAACACUCAGAAAUCUUUUGAGAGAUUAAUUGAUCUAAAAAGGAGACAUCAGUAUUCUAUUAUAGGCCUAAUGGAACCUUUUUUGGAUCCUAUUGCUAUUGAAGAGUAUAGAAGGAAGUUAGGCUAUCAGAAUUGCAAGGUGAACUUGUUGGUGUCAGUAGUUUAUGCUAAGUGUGCUAGAGAUGAGAGGGAAGAGUUGUGGGAAGCUAUGGUGGAGUUAGCAAAUCAGCAAGACCUUCCUUGGAUAAUAGGAGGGGACUUUAAUGUCAUAGUCUCUGAUGAGGAGAAGCAAGGUGGUCUUCCAGAUUCACUGGGAAGCAAAUUCACCUGGUGGAAUGGGAGAACUGAAGAGGAGUGCAUUUUUAAAAGGUUAGAUAGAAUACUGGUGAAUCAACAAGUUCUAGACAUCAUGCCAUCUACAGCAGUGACUCAUCUGAUUAGACAUGGUUCUGAUCAUGCACCACUACAUCUUGAGUGUAAUAGCAAUGCUCAUCAUAUUGUCAAGAACACUUAUGGGAAUAUUUUUCAGCAGAUUGCCACUAUAGAGGAUACUAUAAAGGUGAAGGAGUUGCAAUUUCAAAAUAAUGCUUCAAGGGAGAAUAGAAUGCAGUUACAUCAGGCACAGGCUGAACUAACCAGAUUUUUACACUUGGAGGAGGAGUAUUGGAAGCAGAAAGCUAGUAUGAAAUGGUUCAAUGAUGGAGACAGAAAUACAAAAUUCUUCCAUUCAUAUGUGAGGGGCAGGAGGAAUAAAUUGACUUUGAAAAGAAUACAAGAUCCAACUGUACAUGGUGGAAAAUGA